This is a messenger RNA of Coccinella septempunctata (seven-spotted ladybird), 636 nucleotides long. RefSeq names its product 40S ribosomal protein S13 (gene RpS13). Lineage: Eukaryota; Metazoa; Arthropoda; Insecta; Coleoptera; Coccinellidae. The record is from RefSeq and is a predicted model, not a curated record. Bases 140 to 595 code for a protein of 151 amino acids. Gene Ontology annotation, cellular component: nucleolus; cytosolic small ribosomal subunit; ribosome. Gene Ontology annotation, biological process: translation. The transcript has 3 exons. Gene Ontology annotation, molecular function: structural constituent of ribosome; small ribosomal subunit rRNA binding.
AUGACAAGCAACCGGAAGUUCUCUCAUCCCAUGUCCUUUCAUCAAGCGUUCGUUGUCAAGUUGAGAAUUCGCUAGAGAAUAUCUGGUUUUGUCGGAUAAUUUUAUUCCAUUAGGCGUAAAUUUAACUGCAAAAUCAAAAAUGGGUCGAAUGCACGCACCAGGAAAGGGUAUUUCCCAGUCAGCUCUCCCGUACAGACGUUCCUGUCCAACAUGGUUGAAAAUUACACCUGAAGAAGUUAAGGAACACAUCUACAAACAUGGAAAGAAAGGAUUGACUCCUUCCCAAAUUGGUGUUAUCUUGAGGGACUCCCUCGGUGUUGCUCAAGUGAGAUUCCUCACUGGCAACAAAAUCCUUAGGAUCAUGAAAUCCAUGGGAUUGGCUCCCGAUCUACCAGAAGAUUUGUACUAUUUGAUCAAGAAAGCCGUCGCCAUCCGUAAACAUUUGGAAAGGAACAGGAAGGACAAAGAUAGCAAGUUCAGGUUGAUCUUAGUAGAGUCGAGGAUCCACCGUUUGGCAAGAUACUACAAAAGGAAAAGCAUUCUUGGACCCAACUGGAAAUAUGAAUCCCAGACUGCUUCAGCUUUGGUAUCAUAAGAUGUAUCAGUAUGUUAAAAAUAAAUGAGAUAAGUUCUUAA